Siniperca chuatsi (mandarin fish) is the source of this 9935-nucleotide messenger RNA. RefSeq names its product kinesin light chain 1a (gene klc1a). Gene Ontology annotation, cellular component: kinesin complex; cytoplasm; membrane-bounded organelle. The coding region runs from base 657 to 2585 and encodes 642 amino acids. Gene Ontology annotation, molecular function: kinesin binding. The transcript is spliced from 17 exons. Gene Ontology annotation, biological process: axo-dendritic transport. The record is from RefSeq and is a predicted model, not a curated record. Lineage: Eukaryota; Metazoa; Chordata; Actinopteri; Centrarchiformes; Sinipercidae.
AUCAUUACCGAGGAAGAGCGGGGGGGUGCCGGGUACGCCAUUUUCGCGCACCGCGCAGUCAGUCAGUCAGUCAUCCAGCCAGCCAGUCAGCCAGUGCACCAGCGAGCUGUCAUCUUCAUGGGCUACUAGUCAACUUUUUAUUUAGCCCCAUGAAGCCGCUGUCGAGUUAGUAUUACGGACCUGUUCCUGCCAUGGAACAAAAGGAGAACAGGCUUUUCUUAUAUGGCUCAGACUAAAGUCAGUGUUUUGACAGAUAGCUUAGGUGGCUAGCUAUGUAGCUAGCUGGUCAUCAUUAACGGCGGUUGAUGCAGUGAAGCCCAGCGUCAGUCGGUAAAACAUACCCCACUCGGAGACAGUUUGGAAAUUCAGUUUUAUUACUUAAAUAUUUUUUUACACUCAUCGGCAAGCGUUGGUGAUCAAAGGAACAACACCUCCAUUUAAAAAAAGGCGUGAUUUAAAAGGUAAAGAGGCGAGGGAAACGAGCGUUACAGCCAGCUACAUUGGCAACGGAUGUCCUAGAGAACGUUUGGGAUGUUUCCAGUGGUUGAAAACUGACCUUGCUUUGUGUUGGUGGGGUAUAAAGCAGUGAUUUUUGAUUGAUACCCAGGCUCACUGCUUGACCCUUUCAAGGAUCCAGUUCGACUUGUUUUGCAGUGAUGCGUGAGGACAUGUCCACCAUGGUGUGCGUGAAGGAGGAGGAGAACCCUGGGGAGAGGCUGUCCCAGGAUGAGAUCAUCUCCCGGACCAAGCAGGUGAUCCAGGGGCUGGAUGCCCUGAAGCAGGAGCACCACUCUAUCCUGGAGGGCCUGCUGGGCACGCUGUGCUGCCUGAAGCAAGACGAGGAGGGCGUUUUGGUGGAGGAGAAGUCCCACAUGAUCCGCAAGUCCCUGGAGAUGCUGGAGCUCGGGCUGAGCGAGGCACAGGUGAUGAUGGCGCUGUCGAGCCACCUGAGCUCGGUGGAGUCGGAGAAGCAGAAGCUACGGGCUCAGGUACGCCGGCUCUGCCAGGAGAACCAGUGGCUGAGGGACGAGCUGGCCGGGACGCAGCAGAAACUGCAGAAGAGCGAGCAGAGUGUGGCCCAGCUGGAGGAGGAGAAGAAGCACCUGGAGUUCAUGAACCAGCUGAAGAAGUACGACGAGGACUUGUCCCCAUCCGAGGAGAAGGACUCUGACUCCAGUAAAGAGACUCUGGACGAUCUCUUCCCAGAUGACCAGGACGACCAAGCCCCAGGCAUCCAGCCAACUCACGGCAGUGCUGCGGCAGCGGCUGCCCAGCAGGGAGGCUAUGAGAUCCCGGCCCGUCUGAGGACACUUCACAACCUGGUGAUCCAGUACGCCUCCCAGGGCAGGUAUGAGGUGGCUGUGCCCCUCUGCAAACAGGCCCUGGAAGACCUGGAGAAGACCUCUGGACAUGACCACCCAGAUGUGGCCACCAUGCUCAAUAUCCUAGCCCUUGUUUACAGGGAUCAGAACAAAUAUAAGGAGGCAGCCAGCCUGCUGAAUGAUGCUCUGGCCAUCAGGGAGAAGACCCUUGGCAGGGACCAUCCAGCUGUCGCUGCCACCCUCAAUAACCUGGCUGUCCUGUAUGGGAAGAGAGGAAAGUACAAGGAAGCAGAGCCUCUGUGCAAGAGAGCGCUGGAGAUCAGAGAAAAGGUGCUGGGGAAGGACCACCCAGAUGUGGCCAAGCAGCUGAACAACCUUGCCCUGCUGUGUCAGAACCAGGGCAAGUACGAAGAGGUGGAAUACUACUACAUGAGAGCGCUGGAGAUCUACCAGACCAAACUGGGCCCCGACGACCCCAAUGUGGCCAAAACCAAGAACAACCUGGCGUCCUGUUACCUGAAGCAGGGCAAGUUCAAGCAGGCUGAAACUCUGUAUAAAGAAAUCCUCACCCGCGCUCAUGAGAGGGAGUUCGGCUCUGUUGAUGAUGAGAACAAACCAAUAUGGAUGCAUGCUGAGGAGAGAGAGGAACAAAGCAAGGGGAAGCAGAAGGACGGCUCACCAUUUGGAGAAUAUGGAGGCUGGUACAAAGCCUGUAAAGUCGACAGCCCCACAGUGACCACCACCCUGAAGAACCUGGGCGCCCUCUACAGGCGGCAGGGCAAGUUCGAGGCAGCCGAGACUCUGGAGGAAGCCGCCAUGCGUUCCAGAAAGCAGGGUCUGGACAAUGUGCAUAAGCAGCGUGUGGCAGAGGUCCUGAGCGAGCCGGAGGCCCGUGAGAAGCAGCGAAGCCGCGAGAGUUUGACCUCUGACACGGUGAAAUACGAGAGUGGGCCGGACGGUGGCGAGGAAGUGAGUAUGAGCGUGGAGUGGAACGGGGACGGCUCCGGCUCUCUGAAGAGGAGCGGCUCUUUCAGUAAACUGCGAGCGUCGAUCCGUCGCAGCAGCGAGAAACUGGUCCGCAAGCUGAAAGGCGGCGGCUCGUCCCGAGACAGCGAGCCCAAAAACCCCGGCAUGAAGCGAGCCAGCUCUCUGGGGGUUCUUAACGUGGCGGACAAGGCUGCGAGUGACCACUACCAAGAACGAAAUAAUCGUCUGAGAAAAAGUCGCGACCUGAGUGCCAGCCACACUGAUCUGGCGUGUUGAAGGUUUUCAGACCCUGGCAGAGGUGAAGGACGGAGCCUGAGAGGUCACGGAGGUCAUGAGAAUCCACUUCCUGUCCACAAACUCCAGACCCUCCUCACUGUAAACAGUUUAAUUUCUCUCACACAUUAUACUGCUCACUGUACAGGUUUCAAUGUUUCAUUGCACUUUUGAAGGUUUGUGCUCUUAGAGAGGGAUUUUUUAAAUCAGUACAUAUCCAGGAAUAUGAACAUACAGGGACCUGCCGUAUGUUUGUGAUUUGAGUGUGUAUAUCUUUUCUGUGUAUAUCUUCUAUGUGUGUGUACUGUAUGUAAGUGUGUGCUGGUGUGAGUGAUUGCCCUCUCAAAUCAGUCCUUUUUAAUAUUUAAUGCUCUGCUAGCGCUUGAAUGAAGGCAGAUGCAGAGUAGAGCUUUAGUUUUACAGACAUUUCUGAUGUAGAGGCAAAAUAAAAUGUACUCACUGGUCCAGUUAAAUUGUAGUGUGUGAAGGCAAAUAGCUACAGAGCUCAAGUUCACUAACAGACAGACUAAACCUACAUGAAAGCCACUGCAAACUGCAAGUGGAAGUGUCCAACCAUUUAUAAAACACGCCGUUUUGUUUCAGGACGGGUUUUUAGUGGCGAGUUUUCAAAUUUGGCUGAUGCCAGGAUCAGACUACACGAUAAUUCUUGUUUUUCAAGAUGGUAACUGUUAAGUGCGUUUCCAUCCAUCUGUUUUUACGCACACAAGAGCGUAAAUGCUGGAAAUCUGAAAAAAAGAUUAAAAAAUCUGCUUGGUUAAAGUGGAAAAAUUGGUGUUUUGAUAAAAACAACCUUCCUCACAUAAAUUCAUGAAACAAACGUAAAUAUUAUAUAUCCAUCACGUUUUCGUUUGUUUGAGGUUUGAUUGGCGCUCUUUUAAUUACGUCAUCUUCUUCUGCAAUGGCUUCAUGGCACCCGACUGGAGAAUUAGCGCCUGUUUAUCUCGAUGCAUCAACUCCUAAUAGUCACGUAACAGUAGUAACAGUAUAAUAAUAACAGUAGUGGAUCGAAACGCGCAUUAAUUCACAUUUUCUUUUGCCAAUUUUCUGGAAAGUCGCUUAAAAUUUGCGCUACAUUCGUCUUCUCCAUGUUCACAGUUGAAGAGCGCUCUGUGCUCCUAUUGGUCAACACCACUGAACACGUCGUAGAAGUUGUCAAACUCGGAGAGAAAAGACAAAAAAAUUCCGACGUUAGUCUUUUUGUUGGGAUGUCGUGUCCUUCACUAUGAUACACUAAAAGAUAAAAUGAUCACUUGUCGCUCCCAAUGCUCAUUUUUGUUCCUGAUACCCGAUGUCUGUCGGUUCGGGUCAUUACCGUGCAGUCUGAUCGCUCCAUAAGAAGGAACCGAACAAAUCCAUCGCACUGUAGUUCACUUGUACUCAAUUUAUUGAUUACUUUCAGUUCGUAAAGUCAGUUUGUCAAGAAAAGUUUUUUAAUUUGAAAUCAAAGCAGCAAAGUUGCAGUCUAAUUGAACGUCAGAACACCAAUACUGAACUCACUGAUGAAUCAAUGUGGAUACUUUACCAUCUUGCACUUACUGAAACUGUUUGGCUUCACCCACCGAGGUUUAACUCAAACAGUGAGAGCAGUUCUGCCUCUGAGAACGUGUUUUAAUAACUAAACCUGCCGAGAACUCUGCAGACAACUUGUCCAGCGAUGACGUCUUUUUGUAGGCCGACCCGGACGUUAGCUUAGCUCUGCUUUCGCUCGGCAGAUUCCCAAUGGAAGUUCUGAACUGGGUUUAAGAAAAUAAGAUGUGUAGCAAAUUAAGAUUUAUCAUAAUCACGCAUUUAUGUUGAGCAGGAAACUCCUCACAAAUCAGCAGACAUUUGACAAUAUUGGAACAACAUGCAGUUACUGUACAACUCUGAAAUUCACAGCUGAGGUCUGAACAGGUUUGAACAAAAUGUGAGACAUGUUACGACCUUAUUUUCUGCUUUAUUUAAGCAACCCUUCAAGACAAAAAUGUUGGAAACCUGUCGAGGGAACCCACAUCUCAAAUGCUUUUAAGAAUUGCUUUCCUAAAAUGUUCCGUCCUGUGUUCAUUGAAGAUUUUGCUUUUUAUGUAUGAUGUUUACAUUUGGGGUUUUGUAAAUUAUGUUUUAUUUGUUUUCUGUCCUUGCGCUGCUCCGAAGAGUUUAUCUUUAUAUCUUUCUGUAAAAAAAGCCUUGAGAAUAGCAGCGCUGUCUUCCUAAACGUUGAGUCUGAGAAACAACGAGGCAGGACGAUGACAUUUAUUGGCACAUGAAGGCCGAACGACACAUUCUCAGGAUCGAGGCUGUAGUUUCACACACUGACCGCAAAGUUGACGCCACUCCACACUUUUACACAUUAACGCCAUUUUCAGCAAUGGCCGGAGAAAUGUUACAGCAUUUUUUACUUCUUUUAGUCAAGACAACACUUUACCAUGUGAGUAAAGUUGAACAAAUCCAGCCAAAAAGUGCAAAUUAUGAAUUAUUUAAGAACAGUUAUUAUCGUGCAAGAAUUAUUCCUGAGAUUUAAGUUGCAAGUGUAAAAUACAUGUUUUCUAUUAGCAAAAUGAGAGAGAGAAUAUUCCUCCUAUAGCUAGUCAUAAUAUAGUUUAUAUCACUGUAAACCAGUUAUUCACUUUGAAGUUCCAAAGUGUUAUUGAAAAUUAGAAUUAAUUUACUGACCUAAUAAAAAUACAGGAUUUAAUCUAACAUGUGUCCACAUUACAGCAGCUGGAUCAAAACCCAGAUCAGACCGCAAACAUAAUCCUGGUAUAAAUACUGACGGAUUAAUCCUAAAAAUGUCUUUAUGUAAAGAGACGCGUAAAGUUUCUAGCUUUAUUAGCUUUUUAUAUUAAAUGAAGUUCACUAUUUUUCUUUAAAGGGAACUAAGUAAUGUAUAUUUAUCAUCUUAUUCUGGUGACAAGCUUGAAAUGCAACAACAUACAGAAAAACUCUUAAUUUAUAUCCCCGUCAAUCGACAUUUAGGAUUAAGUGCAUUGCUAAAGAGCGCUAAAGAGUUUUGUUUGUUUGAGAUGAAAAUUAUCCGACCAGGUUUAAGGCUUUUUUUUUAAUGGUUCCUUACUUAAAUAUACUGAAUAUAAACAUAUUUUUCAAAACACCCGUCUUUCAGCGAGCAAAAGAAGCCAAAUUUCUCAAAUCUUAAAUGUUGCCUAAAUACAAAUAAAAUAAAAUGGUCCAAAAAUUAUAAAAUAUUGAUUUAAUUUAGAAAAUAUCUGAUUAAGGAAUAGGGCUGCAACUAACUCGAUUAAUUAAUAAGUCAUUUGGUCUGUAAAACUCAUAAUUUCCCAGAGCCCAAGUUGGCAUAUUUAUAUUAAUUAUUCUUGUUAUGUCUGACCAACAGUCAAAAAUACUCAGUUUACUAUCAUGAAAAACGAAGAAAACCAGUAAAUAUACAUGUUUGAGUGCUUGAAUGAGUGAAUAUGUUGCUUUAAAAAGUUAUUUAAAUAAUCGAUUAUCAAAAUUUCCUGUCAAUCAAUUGCUCAACAAAUCGUUUCAGCUCUGGAUCAAACUAACCAACGGUUUAUAAAGUAGUUUCAACAUUACCAGCUACAACAUUAAAAAGCUUCUUACAUUUUAAUGCACCAGUAAUAACAAAUUGACUGAGCAAUUAUCUUCACGAUAAAUCGUUUCAUCUGUAAAAUGUCUGAGAAUAAUGAACAAUGCCCAUCACAAAUUCACUAACAUCAACUUUUUAGUCAAACCAACAGUGGAAAACCCAGAAAAUAUUCAGUGUAUUAUCCUAUAAGACAAAGAAAAGCCGCAAAUCCUCACAACAGAAAAUAAAAAAUCGACUUAUCGAUUAAUUGUUUCAGCUCUAACGAAUAACCGCUUUCGGUACUUGACAGUUUUCGUUGCUCUCUGCUACAGACACACGUCUGUCUUCACCAAAAAUGCGCUGAGGUUCAAUAUUCAGCUCUAAUCGGGCUUAACACUCGUCCAUCUUGAAAAGAGUCUCUGGGUUUCCCAAAAGCAUCUUCAGACCAUGUUGUAAACGUGUCAGGCAGCGACUGGAAGACAUGAACAACCAGUCGUAAACAUAAAUAAUCUCUCACCUUACUUUAUAUUGAUUAUUGUUCUGACGUACUCAGAUUUUGCAUUUACUGCAUCAUAAGCUUUGUUAGUUUUUCUUGCAGAAGUUUCAUGAACUUUUAGUUUCUUGGCAGGGGUGUGCAAUAAGCUUUCGUUUGACUUUACCCUCCUUUGUUUGGAAAUAAUCAAACUCUUUACAUCUUACAGUCGUGAUUCUGAUUUGUAAAUUUGAUUAAAAAGUUAAUGAAUAUCCUGACCGAAGAACUUAUAUGAAGGCUUUCAUUCCAAAACGUUACACUGUUUAUCCCCUUUUAAAAGAACAUUAUCUGUUUCCCAAAUAAUAAAAAAACAAAACAAAGAUACAGUCCUGAAAUAUAAAUAUAAAAGCGGAAUAGAUUUGAUAACUUGAAUAAUAUUAAUGGUAAUUUUUCCUUCUGUGCCGGCAAUAAUUUAGUCAAACUCGUAGUGAUUUUUUAAAAAUGUUAAACAUCUCAUUUUGGAAUGAAAAUCUUAUUUUUUUCUUUAUGAAGAUGCUUUUAUUGACACGUUACAGAGUCGAGUGUGUUGAAGCUUUUUGUUGACUGUUGAUCAGUCUGCUUUGUGCUUUAAAAAAAAAAACAACUUUAUUGUCUUACUGUUAGAAGCUCCACAAAGUAAAGAGGCACAUAGUUUAACAGUGUCUGAUGGCUUUGAUGAACCGGGCAACAUUUUGGGCAACACCUUCAGCAACCGGCAAGAAAGUGAUAAAGUGUUGUUCAGGGUCGAUAUAAACAUUUAAAGAGACUCAUUUAAUGUUCUGAAUGUAGUUUACAUGAGAUAAAAUGCAGAGUAGUUUUAUAUGGAAGCAAAGAAAGGCCGUAAUAGCAACUAUUUAAAGACCACUGAAUUUAUAGUAUUAAAAUAUGAAAUCUGAAUUCAUGUGGUUUGAGUUUCCCUUUCCAGAAGUUAAUUUUAAGGUGGAUCACAUAACUGACAGAACAUAACCUGACGUUGAACGCAACCUCGUCGUUAAAGUUUUAAUUUGUCAUCUCUGAAUUUCACCAAUGUAAUUUUACCAACCUGAAUUUUUUUUUUUUUUUUGGUUUUCAGAUCAAACGAUGACGAACUGAAUUCAAGCAAUUUGAAUAUAGUUUUUCAUUAAUAUUGGACACAAUUUUCUAUCUGAAUUUGUGAGUAAAAUCAUGUUUUUAAACUUAAAAUGACCUUCUGGAAAUUUAAAAAAUUCAAACCACGUAAGUUCAUAAAGAUGGUUAUAAAUAUAUAUAAAAGAAAUAUAUACAAAAUACAAUAUUCUUAAAUUCUAUACAUUCAGCGGCAUUUAAAUUUACACAUAUUAUUCAGUGGUGACAAAAUUUCACGUUGCUUAUAAGAUUCAAAUCCUUUUGGCCUUUUUUUGCUUCCAUAGUUGUACGUAUUUUAUGCAAUUUACUGUUUAUUAAAAAAUAUAUUUAAAAAUAUUCAGUGGAAAAUGUAAUUUUUCACAAAUUUUCUACAUUUUAUGAUUUAAAAGUCUUUCAACCAAAAUUCAACAUCGGGUUAAAGUCUUUUUCUUCUUUAAUAUUUCUUGGUAUGUGUGUAUAUACUGUACUUAUUGAGUAAAGCGGCAGUGUUGAGGCAUUGUUGCUCAAUAUUAUAGGUCAAAGUUGCUCAAACUGUUGCCCUGUUGCAGAGGACAAACUGCAGCAGCCUGACGCUGAUUAUCACAGGAAGGAAAACUUUAUUAUGAUGACGUGAAUGUAAAUUUAUGGAUUUAUGGAAGCGCAGGUGACAAUGAAAAGUUGCCUCUGUGUGUGUGUUUCUUUGUUAAAGCAGCAGAGGUAAAAGUCUCACAGUCUCGCCAUUUUGUUGCAGUUUUUAUUUCUACUUUUUAAUUGUAUUUGUCAAAGUGUAAUUUCUCCUCCUCGGCCGUGGACCUGUUGUCGUGUGGAGCGGUGAUGCGGAUGGUUCGAUAAAGUUUAUUCUCAGCUUGGGACAAAAUGGUUUUAUAUCAAUUUCUUUAAAUUAAAGGCUAAAACAUGACCUCUAUCGCCCUCUAUCAGCGAUCACUUUGCAGCAAUAUUAACAGAAAUUUCCCCCUCUUACACAACCUAAUUAAAUCUAAUUAGAAUAAAUAUGUAAUAUUCCAUUUCAUAUUUAAUGUAAUAUGUUCUUUAAGGUUGUGGACGGAUAAUUUACGUCCCCAAACGUAAAAAGUUUUGGCCAGAAAGUGCAGAGAGUUUUGGAAAAUAAGACAAAAUGAGCACGUGGUAAAGUAAUUACUGCUGAUUGUUUAUAUAUUUAUUGAUUAAUCUGCUGAUUGUUAUAAUUGAUUGUUUGUUCUAUAAAAUAAACAGCAUUUUCAGUAUGUGAGAAAAUACUGAAAAAGUUUUUAAGAAUUUUGAGGUUAAAAACGAGCACUGUGAAGGCGUCACUUUGGGCUCUGUAUUCUCUGAAACUGUGACGCCAUUUCUCACUAUUUUCAGAAUUUUUACAAACCAAACAAUCAAUCGAUUAAUGGCGAAAGAUAAUCAGCAGAUUAUCAUAUCGACAGAACUUUUCCCCCUUACACAAACUACUUAAAACUAAUCAGCAGAUUAAUCCAUAAUGAAAAUAAUCAUUAGCUGCAGUCCACCUCAACCAGCAACAACAGUAAAAUCCUGCUUUCACAUUAAUACAUAAGUAAUAAUAAUCUAAUGGUAUAAUAUAUAAUAGUAUAACAGUCACAGGGGACAUUUUACUGCACUGAGUACUUUUAAUACUUUAAGUACAUUUUCCUGAUUAUACUCACAUACUUUUACUGAAGCAACAUUUUCAAUGCAGGACUUUUUACAGUGUGGAAUUUGCACUUUUACUUAAGUAAAGGAUCUGAAUACUUCCUCCACCGCUGGUCAUUUAUCAGCCUAGUUACCACGGCAACAUAUUGUAUGCUGCACCUUCCUCAUGUACCGCUCCACAGUGCGUCCGGUCUCCUAAAUCUAAAUUUUUUACGGCCACAAUUAUUAAAUACAAGAUUGAACGUGAAGUUGCACAUGUCCUUUUUGUUGUUUUUGUUGUUGUGUUUUGUGCGUGUAAGAUUAUUUUAAAGGACGUAAUGCUUCCCACAGAAAGCAUCGUAGAGCUCCUCCAUGUAAACUGUAUUUGUACAGAAAAUGUUCCUGGAUGAGACUGGCUUUCAUGAUACUACUUGUCCUCUGUAACUGCUGCUCUCUCAGACAUGUAGGCUUUUCGUUUGUCUGCAAACUGAUGUUCCACUACGCCUCCUUCUUACCUGAGCUGUGGAGACGUUUGUUUAUUGUUCAUCUUAACUGUAUUUGAAUAAAAUGGUCAAAUUUA